AUGACAGAAUUAAAUUCUUCUUCACCCUUAUCCAUUUUAAUUGGAUCAUUUAAUAUAAAUAAACGUUAUCCACCUUCUGAUAUAAAUCUUUCCUCAUGGUUAACUUAUCCAUCUAUUACUCCUCAUAUUGUUGCUAUAGGUCUUCAAGAAUUACCUUUAACUUUCACGUUUUCCCAACAAAAAUCUGUAUAUGAAUGGACACAACUAUUAGAACAAACUUUACCAAACUAUCAAUUACUUUCUCAUGUUCGAUUAAAUGGAAUAAUUCUUUUUAUUUAUAUACAAUCAUCACAUUUUAAUCAAUGUUCAUCUAUUGCUACAGCUAAACUUCCAACAGGUUUUAUGAAUAUCUAUGGAAAUAAAGGUAGUGUUGGUAUUCGAUUUGAAUUAAAUCAAACAUCAUUAUGUUUCUUAAAUUGUCAUUUAUCUGCUGGUGAAAAUUCCUAUGCAUUGCAAUUACGAAAUCAACAAUAUUCAUUAAUUCAUCAACAUAUGUUAUUUAAAUCUCAAUGUAAAAAAUUUCAAUGGAACAUCAAUAAUCAUAAUGGUGUAUUUUUGUUUGGUGAUUUAAAUUAUCGUCAAACAGAAACAAAUCAAGAUGAAUUACAAGAAAAAACAGAUAUAUUAAAAACAUAUUCAGAAUUCAAAAUUCAAUUUCCACCAACGUAUAAAUAUAAACCUAAUACAAAUUCCUAUGAUUUAUCACGUCGUUCAUCAUGGACAGAUAGAAUAUUAUAUCGAAAUAAUCAUUGUCGAAUACAAUCAAUUAAUUACUGGACAACAUCAAUGAUACGUUUUAGUGAUCAUCGACCUAUAGCGAAAUUAUUUUUCUUAUCACGUUUAAUACAUUAA
This is a messenger RNA of Adineta steineri, 852 nucleotides long. NCBI's taxonomy places the organism in Eukaryota, Metazoa, Rotifera, Eurotatoria, Adinetida, Adinetidae. The record is from the annotation of a GenBank genome assembly.